Messenger RNA from Drosophila willistoni, 5117 nucleotides. Its product is annotated as collagen alpha-1(I) chain. The transcript is spliced from 2 exons. Gene Ontology annotation, molecular function: chitin binding. The record is from RefSeq and is a predicted model, not a curated record. Bases 11 to 4885 code for a protein of 1624 amino acids. Lineage: Eukaryota; Metazoa; Arthropoda; Insecta; Diptera; Drosophilidae.
AAAAACGACGAUGACGAACAAAACAACCAGACUACUUCUAUUGCUUGUGUUUACAGCCUUGGCUGGGCGGCAACAAGUUGAUGCUGCUGUAGCGGGUCUCAAGUGCAGUGGUAAAGCUGCUAUCUGUGUGGGACCAACUAGCUAUCAGGCGUGUGUGGAUGAUGUGGCCACGGGCAGCAUUGUUUCGUGCCAGGCCAAUACGCGUUGUGUGACCGAUGGAGUCGAGAUUUGUGUGGCCAUUAAGAUAACAGCCGAGGCACCGACAGCAGCUGUGGCCAAAAUGGUGACAGUCACUGAUGGGCCAGUAAGUGGCAGUAUCGCUGACUCCGCUGCUUUAGUUGAAGCCGUAUCAUUUUCCUCCACCGACGGUGUUGCGCCCGCAGAGACAUCGUCCGCCGCGAUAGAGACAACAACCGUGAGUGCUGCUGAUGGGCCGACAACCACCACUUUGUCGGAGGAUACAACCAGUGAUCCUAAUGGCCCCGUGGAUACCACAACACCGGCAGUAGUGGAUGAAACCACAGGACCAGCUGAACCCUCCAAUCCCCAGGAAACCACUGCCGAGCCAGGGGUAACAGAUUCGAAUACACCAAAUGAACCAGCGGGAACAACGUAUGCACCAGGAGAACUGAGCCCCAAUGGUCCAGCUGACACCACCGAAGACCCAGUAAAUCCAAAUUCACCACAAGAAACUACUCCCAUAUCCGACGAUCCCGCAGGAACAACUAAUGAUCCAUGGUCAACUGAUGCCCCAGGAACUUCAGUAGACCCUGAUGUUCCUGCCGGAACAACCGAUGCUCCAGGAACUCCAGCUGAUCCUGAGAUACCCGCCGGAUCAACCGCUGCUCCAGGAACUCCAGCUGACCCCAAUGCUCCUGCUGGAUCAACCGCAGCUCCAGGAACUCCUGCUGACCCCAAUGCUCCUGCUGAAUCAACCGCUGCUCCAGGCACUCCUGCUGAUCCCAAUGCUCCUGCUGGAUCAACCGAUGCUCCAGGAACUCCUGCUGAUCCCAAUGCUCCUGGUGAAACAACCGCUGCUCCAGGAACUCCGGCUGACCCCAAUGCUCCUGUUGAAACAACCGCUGCUCCAGGCACCCCUGUAGAUCCCAAUGCUCCUGCUGGAUCAACCGCAGCUCCCGGAACUCCUGCUGACCCCAAUGCUCCUGCCGGAUCAACCGCUGCUCCAGGCACCCCUGUAGAUCCCAAUGCUCCUGCUGGAUCAACCGCAGCUCCCGGAACUCCUGCUGACCCCAAUGCUCCUGUCGAAACAACCGCUGCUCCAGGUACUCCUGCUGACCCCAAUGCUCCUGGUGAAACAACCGCAGCUCCAGGUACUCCAGCUGACCCCAAUGCUCCUGCUGGAUCAACCACUGCUCCAGGAACUCCUGCUGACCCCAAUGCUCCUGUUGAAACAACCGCUGCUCCAGGCACCCCUGUAGAUCCCAAUGCUCCUGCUGGAUCAACCGCAGCUCCCGGAACUCCUGCUGACCCCAAUGCUCCUGUCGAAACAACCGCUGCUCCAGGUACUCCUGCUGACCCCAAUGCUCCUGUUGAAACAACCGCUGCUCCCGGAACUCCUGCUGACCCCAAUGCUCCUGCUGGAUCAACCGCAGCUCCAGGAACUCCUGCUGACCCCAAUGCUCCUGCUGAAUCAACCGCUGCUCCAGGCACUCCUGCUGAUCCCAAUGCUCCUGCUGGAUCAACCUCUGCCCCAGGAACUCCUGCUGACCCCAAUGCUCCUGUCGAAACAACCGCUGCUCCAGGCACCCCUGUAGAUCCCAAUGCUCCUGCUGGAUCAACCGCAGCUCCCGGAACUCCUGCUGACCCCAAUGCUCCUGCUGGAUCAACCGCAGCUCCCGGAACUCCUGCUGACCCCAAUGCCCCUGCCGGAUCAACCGCAGCUCCCGGAACUCCUGCUGACCCCAAUGCUCCUGUCGAAACAACCGCUGCUCCAGGUACUCCUGCUGACCCCAAUGCUCCUGCUGGAUCAACCGCAGCUCCCGGAACUCCUGCUGACCCCAAUGCUCCUGCCGGAUCAACCGCUGCUCCAGGUACUCCAGCUGACCCCAAUGCUCCUGCUGGAUCAACCGCUGCUCCAGGAACUCCAGCUGAUCCCAAUGCUCCUGCUGGAUCUACUAUAGCUCCAGCAACUCCUGCUGAUCCCAAUGCACCUGCUGGAUCAAGCGUUGCACCAGGUACUCCUGCUGACCCCAAUGCUCCCGCUGGAUCAACCGCUGCUCCAGGAACCCCAGCUGACCCUAAUGCUCCUGCCGGAUCAACCGCUGCUCCAGGAACCCCAGCUGACCCCAAUGCUCCUGGCGGAUCAACCGCUGCUCCAGGAUCCCCAGCUGACUCCAAUGCUCCUGCCGGAUCAACCGCUGCUCCAGGAACCCCAGCUGACCCCAAUGCUCCUGCCGGAUCAAGCGUUGCGCCAAGCACUCCUGCUGACCCCAAUGCUCCUGUUGGAUCAACCGCUGCUCCAGGAACCCCAGCUGACCCCAAUGCUCCUGCCGGAUCAACCGCUGCUCCAGGAACCCCAGCUGACCCCAAUGCUCCUGGCGGAUCAACCGCUGCUCCAGGAUCCCCAGCUGACUCCAAUGCUCCUGCCCGAUCAACCGCUGCUCCAGGAACCCCAGCUGACCCCAAUGCUCCUGCCGGAUCAAGCGUUGCGCCAAGCACUCCUGCUGACCCCAAUGCUCCUGUUGGAUCAACCGCUGCUCCAGGAACCCCAGCUGACCCCAAUGCUCCUGCCGGAUCAACCGCUGCUCCAGGAUCCCCAGCUGACCCCAAUGCUCCUGCCGGAUCAACCGCUGCUCCAGGCACCCCAACUGACCCCAAUGCUUCUGCCGGAUCAAGCGUUGCGCCAGGCACUCCUGCUGACCCUAAUGCUCCUGUUGGAUCAACCGCUGCUCCAGGAACCCCAGCUGACCCCAAUGCUCCUGGCGGAUCAACCGCUGCUCCAGGAUCCCCAGCUGACUCCAAUGCUCCUGCCGGAUCAACCGCUGCUCCAGGAACCCCAGCUGACCCCAAUGCUCCUGCCGGAUCAAGCGUUGCGCCAAGCACUCCUGCUGACCCCAAUGCUCCUGUUGGAUCAACCGCUGCUCCAGGAACCCCAGCUGACCCCAAUGCUCCUGCCGGAUCAACCGCUGCUCCAGGAACCCCAGCUGACCCCAAUGCUCCUGGCGGAUCAACCGCUGCUCCAGGAUCCCCAGCUGACUCCAAUGCUCCUGCCCGAUCAACCGCUGCUCCAGGAACCCCAGCUGACCCCAAUGCUCCUGCCGGAUCAAGCGUUGCGCCAAGCACUCCUGCUGACCCCAAUGCUCCUGUUGGAUCAACCGCUGCUCCAGGAACCCCAGCUGACCCCAAUGCUCCUGCCGGAUCAACCGCUGCUCCAGGAUCCCCAGCUGACCCCAAUGCUCCUGCCGGAUCAACCGCUGCUCCAGGCACCCCAACUGACCCCAAUGCUUCUGCCGGAUCAAGCGUUGCGCCAGGCACUCCUGCUGACCCUAAUGCUCCUGUUGGAUCAACCGCUGCUCCAGGAACCCCAGCUGACCCCAAUGCUCCUGGCGGAUCAACCGCUGCUCCAGGAUCCCCAGCUGACUCCAAUGCUCCUGCCGGAUCAACCGCUGCUCCAGGAACCCCAGCUGACCCCAGUGCUCCUGCCGGAUCAAGCGUUGCGCCAGGCACUCCUGCUGACCCCAAUGCUCCUGCUGGAUCAACCGCUACUCCAGGAACCCCAGCUGACCCCAAUGUUCCUGCUGUUUCAACCGCUGCCCCGGGUACUCCAGCUAAUCCUAAUGUUCCUUCUGUUUCAACCGCUGCCCCGGGUACCCCAGCUAAUCCUAAUGUUCCUUCUGUUUCAACCACUGCUCCGGGAACUCCAGCUAGCCCCAAUGUUAGUUCUGGUUCAGCCGCUGCUGCUGGCAAUCCAGUUGCUUCUAACGUUCCCUCUGCCUCUGCUGUUGCUCCAGGAAUUUCAACUAAUCCCAAUUCACCAGCCAUUCCUUCGAUUCCUGUACAUCCAGGCAAUCCUGGCGCUUGGCCUUGGCGUCCCGUACAUCCAAAUCAAGCCCUUAUCCCAGGAGGUCAUCCGUGGUCCACUUUCCGCCCUUAUCCAGCUCAGCCACAGAGACCAUUUUGGCCUGUUCGUCCCCAGCAUCCAAUAGCUAAUGGAGGCCAACCCAUCCCAUCGCAAAGACCCCCCCUGCCAUUCUGGGCAAACUGGCACAACUGGGCUAACAGCUGGCGCACCACCACGCAGUCCUCGACAGAGGCGACAGCAACCAGCCCAACUCCCAAAUCUGAAACGGCAGAGUCGGUGGAACAGCCAUCAGCUGGUGGUCCUUCUAUUUCCAACGAAAACGCUUCCGUAGAAGAUAGCAACAAGAGUACCAGGGAUAAACCGAAAUCUGCAGAAAACAGCUCGACCGAGGACAAAAAGGAGAAAAAGCAAUCAAAAGACUCUGCAGAAGAGAGCAAUAAAAAAUCCAAGGAAACACAAAAAUCUGCUGAAGAUCAAUCCAAAGAGCAAAAACCUACUUCCACAGAGAAUAAUUCAACGGAGGACAGAAAAGAGAAGCCUAGCAAGUCAAAAGACUCUAAAGAAUCCAACGACGAAGAAGAAGAGGACAAUGAGAAACCUAGUUCCAAGGAAAAGAAACAGUACAUAAAGGACAUCAUCAAGAAACUAAAGAACGAAGACGAAUGUGACGAAGGUGAUCUGUACCCGGACGUAAGAGAUUGUCGUAAAUAUUAUCGCUGCGAGAUAAAGAAAUCAGGCAAACAUAAGUUGUCUCACAAUCGCUGUGAGAAUAGCAAAGAUCGCUUUGAUUUCCUCAGCCUGAAAUGUUUGCCCAAGGACGAGGCUGUCUGCCUAAACAAGUGAGCAGAUAAGCAAACAACGACAAAUCAAAAGUGCAUUCAAAAGCUAAAGUAUUCCAACAACUAAAACUGUAUAAUCUAAAAUGAAUUUACAAGAACUUUAUAAUAUUUGCAAAAAGUAUAUAUAUACCUACCUUAUCCAACACAUUUCCUUUAAUUUAUUGUAAUUUAAAUACAACUGGUUCCUUUAAAUAAAUUAUAUUAAAAUCGGCAACAAAUAUAUAUGAAACCUGGAA